This is a messenger RNA of Dalotia coriaria, 1448 nucleotides long. RefSeq names its product NADH-ubiquinone oxidoreductase 49 kDa subunit-like. The record is from RefSeq and is a predicted model, not a curated record. Gene Ontology annotation, biological process: mitochondrial electron transport, NADH to ubiquinone. The transcript has 4 exons. The coding region runs from base 1 to 1368 and encodes 455 amino acids. Lineage: Eukaryota; Metazoa; Arthropoda; Insecta; Coleoptera; Staphylinidae. Gene Ontology annotation, molecular function: quinone binding; oxidoreductase activity, acting on NAD(P)H; NAD binding.
AUGAAUAUGAUUAAUCUUUUAAGAUGUGGUAAGAAACUCUUGGGGAUACAUGGGUGUCGUGGUUAUAAGAAGUGGGUACCAGAUGCAGAAGAUUUCAAGUUCUGGAAUCGCCCGUUACCGUUUUCGGAUGAUGAUAUCAACGACCAGUUGAAGAUUUUCUACAAUCAGAAGCUGGCAUUGGUCCCCAGGGAGCGGAAACUAGCGAAUACCUUUAUUAACUUUGGUCCUGCCCAUCCUGCGGCUCAUGGUGUGCUGCGUAUGGUGUUAGAAUUAGAAGGAGAGGUUGUGAAGCAUGCAGACCCUCACAUUGGGAUGUUACACCGUGGUACUGAGAAAUUAAUGGAGUACAAGACCUACCAUCAAAAUAUCCCCUACCUGGACCGAUUGGAUUACAUUUCCAUAAUGGCCAAUGAACAUGUUUAUAUCUUAGCAGUAGAAAAGCUAUUGAACAUCACAGAUGAAAUUCCUUUACGUGCCAAGUACCUAAGGGUCCUUUUUGUAGAAAUCUGUCGAAUUCUGAAUCAUAUCCUAGCUGUGGUCUCACAUAUCUUAGACCUUGGUGCAAUUACUCCUUUAUUCUGGUUGUUUGAGGAACGUGAGAAGAUUUUCGAGCUUCUGGAGCGUGCGUCCGGGUCCAGGAUGCAUACCGGAUACAUGCGGGUUGGUGGUGUGCAACAGGACAUCCCCCUUGGUUGGUUGGAUGAUUUAUGGGACCUUAUGGCCAAAAUGAAUGAACGAUUUGAUGAACUUGAGGAUGUCGUGACUACAAAUCGUAUUUUUGUACAGAGGACCAAAGAUAUCGGGGUUAUAUCUGCUCAUGAUGCUAUUAACAUGGGUUGCUCAGGUGUGAUGUUACGUGGUUCUGGUAUAAAAUGGGACCUGAGACGUCAACAACCCUAUGAAAUCUACGACCAACUAGAUUUUGAUGUCCCCAUUGGUACCAAUGGUGAUUGUUACGAUAGGUACCUCGUCCGGAUGGAAGAAAUGCGUCAAUCACUCCGAAUCAUCGACCAGGUGAUAAAUCUUAUGCCAGAGGGACCCGUACGUAUCAAUGAUCAUAAAAUAGUCCCACCAUCACGUGCUGAAAUGAAGAAAUCAAUGGAAGCAACCAUACAUCACUUCAAAUUCUACACCCAAGGCUUCACAGUGCCUCCUGGUGCCACCUACACAGCAACAGAACACCCUAAAGGUGAGAUGGGUGUUUAUAUAGUCUCUGAUGGUACCUCCAAGCCAUACAGAGUCAAAAUCAAACCUCCAGGCUAUGCCCACCUUGCAGCAAUGAAUCAUUUAGCUAAAAACAAUUACCUUGCUGAUGUGGUUGCCCUAAUGGGUACCCUGGACCUUGUCUUCGGUGACAUUGAUCGUUAAUCAAUUUUUAAUUCGUUUAUUGUGUUGAUUUUCGUCUUGUUUUUCAUAGCAAAUAAAAAGAAACAAAUGAACAGAAAGAA